AUGGAGGGCAACGGCCGUGGUGUUGCACUGCAUAUGACCCGGCGAUGCUUUGCCAUAGACGGCAUCCCCUCCGGACGCUCAUAUCCGCCGGCGCCCACACACAGCAACCAAAACCUGCUUCAGUGGUGGCAUUUCAGCCACGGCGAUCUUGCACCACCCUGCGCGGGUUCAAACACACGCAACCCACCGUCGCGUCCCUCCCCCAGACGGCCAGCGCCGUGCAAGCGUGGGUGGCUAGCGAGCGAUGGAGCGGCCGGCCCGCCGAUCGUCUCGACGGAGCCACCCAAGAGUGCCAAGGUGGCCCCCGCCCGUCCCGCAACCGCCCGCAAAACAGAGUUCGACCUCUGCUGGCGUCCUGGCCGCGUACGGCAGCGAUGUGCGAAUUCCUCUGAGCCGCGGAGUGCGCCGGAUCAUCGGUGGACAAAGACGGCGGCCGCUGAAGGAUCUCGCGGUCUGUCUCGAGAUGGACUCGACGGCCGCCCGCCACGCUCUGCGCCGUCCGACACCAACGAGGUGGCAGGAGGCAUGCGAUGCGGCGCUUGUCUUGGGCGCGCCCGCGCGCUUGCGUUGAUGGACACCCCAGAGCUUUCCAUGUAA
Messenger RNA from Colletotrichum spaethianum, 597 nucleotides. RefSeq lists its product as uncharacterized. The transcript has a single exon. The coding region runs from base 1 to 597 and encodes 198 amino acids. The record is from RefSeq and is a predicted model, not a curated record. Lineage: Eukaryota; Fungi; Ascomycota; Sordariomycetes; Glomerellales; Glomerellaceae.